AGAAACAAACGACGAUGGAAGGAAAAAUUUUCAAAAUGGCCAACUUUUGCGGAGCCGUGGUCGAAACGCGAGUGCUUGUCGCGCGUAUUGUUGCGUAAAAACGGUACGAUUUUGCCCCGGAAAACGGUUCCGGAACGGGUUCUGGGCGGUGCCGAUCGAUUCCACCCCCGGAAGGACGGAUUCGAGUGCCAGGCGGACGUGAAAAUCGUGCCGGAAGUGUCGAUCCGUGUGAAGAGUGUCGGUCGCCUACUAGAAGGCAAUCGAAAUCGAAUCUCGAAUCGACCGCGGAGUGUGUGUGUGUGUUUUGUGUAGUUGCAGAAAAUCUUCCCAUCCAUAAUCAAUCCAAGACGGCGGCGGAGGAGCGUUUUCUUGUUCCGAUUCCCAUCAAGCCUGUCCGCGGUUUGGAAGUUGGAAGAAGAGGAAGAACCAAGGGAAGAGGUUGCAGUGGAAAAAAGAGUUUUUUGGAAAAAGAUUCGUGUGUCGUACUAGAAAAAAAUGUUAAUUGAGAGUGAAUAUUGUUCAAGUGGUUUCGGAGCUUAUUAUUAUUAGCCCAGAAGAAGAAGGGAUUGCGCAGAGUACGGAAGGAAUAAUGGAGUCGCUGGCGGAAGUUGUGGAAAGGGAAUGAAUCCACUCCAGAGUGUGAGAAGCUGCCCAGUUCCAAUCGAUCAAUCGUCGAAUAAGGCCCGAACCGUGAUGAAGCGGCACUUGGAAUUGCUUCCAAGUAACUGUAGCCAUAGUGCCCUGCUGCACAUCGUCACAAAACAGCAUGCCGGGUGCAAAACUCUGAAUUGAAUGGAAGAAGCUAUAUGUGAAAAGCGAAAAGCGUCAGCAGCCGCCAUCCGAUAGGUGCAAAAUUUGUUGGAAGCCGAAACCUUCCCAGUGAGCAACGGAUCCAAGGGUGUGUGAGUGUGCUGUCCGGACGGAUGGGGACCAGUCCGUUGUGUGUCUCGACGACGUCACAAAACAGUAAUUAGAAGAAAUAAGGAAAAAAUACAAAACAACCGAAUGCUGACGGUGCUGAAGAAAUUGAACCAUCUGGGGAAGAAGAACCGAAACGAAGAAGAAUAGCAAUACUCUCUUGUAAGUGCAGUGAGGUUUCUUGGAGGUGCCCGGAAGACACAGGCUACAGAAGAGCGAAUCCACCUUUGUGUGUGUGUUCAUGUGUAGUGGAAGUGUUCCGCUAGUAGUACCUUUGUGCCGCGAGUCGGAGUGGCAGUUUUUUUCGGUUUUUUUUUUGUGUGAAUAUUCCAAGCAAACGACUACAAAGCUUUCGACAAAGGCAAAGGCAGAAACCGAGUGUGAGUGUUCAAGGAGAAAAUUAGCUCAAAAGAAGAAAUAGGAUAAUAAAGGUUACCCCCCGAAGGCAGUCGAAGAAGGCGCAGGCAAACGUAAGCAGCCAGAAGACCCAAGUUGCGAAAAGUGGGAGGCAAAUUCCGUUUCACUGGGACACCGAAUCUCCUGGUGUUGUCGCCUUGGUGAGCUACAUCUUUUGUAAGGUGCCACCGAGGAGCCCCAUCAUUCGGUCAUCAAUCAAUUUGUAAUUUGCCUACCGAUCGGGCAAGUUCGGGGUAGCGUUUGCAAUCGGUUCCGUGUGGUCAUCACCUGGAAGUGGGGAAGAAGCGCCGCACCAAAAUCAAGCUGAACCCAGAGAUCAAAUUCCUUCGUCACAUAAUCUAGUAAAAGAAACCUCUACAAAAUCUGCCGCCGCCAGUCAGCCAUCCCCAAAUCGCCAGUCCUAGGUUCCAUCGAUGAAGACAUCCAACUAGGUCACUGAAUCGCUGCCAGUAGCAGGCAUCUGGUCCUCACGGGGUGUCGCAUUUGGUGGUGCCUGCGGUUAGUCGUCGCUUGGAAUCCAUCGAUCCUGGCACCGGUUCGGGGGCCAGCAACUGUAGCAGUCCCAGUAGUACCGAUCUGCAGCAGGUCAGCCUUGCCGCUGUCACCCCGCCGGCCCCAAAACGGCUCACCCGACGAAGUUCACGUCUUCUCGUCGCCCUCUGCUGGUGGAGGUCGUCGUACUAGGUCAUCCGGCAGUGCUGCUUGAGAGGGGCUAAUAUGGCCACACCGCCAACCGAGGGAGAAAUCAGAGUGGGUCCCGGCCAUCAGGUAAACGAUAUCUAUGCAACAUUACCAGAUUAUCAACCAAUUGAAAACUACCGCUCCGAGGACGAUGAAGAACGCGACCUAGAGGAUCCGAGAUGGACCCCCGGCAUCUACAUUGACAACGAUCUGUUGAUGUACCUGACUGCCGCCCGUUCAAUCUCUGCGUUCCAGGGCAUGUGCGAGGAGGAUGGUUGCAUGGCAGCUAGUCGCGACGAUACAACGAUUAAUGCUUUUGAUGUUUUACACGAUUCUGGAUACGACGCCGGAAAGGCACUAGAAGCACUGCUCAAGUGCCCGGUGACGAAGGGGAUCGACAAAAAGUGGACCGAGGAGGAAACCAAGCGCUUCAUCAAGGGUCUGCGUCAAUUUGGGAAGAAUUUUUUUCGCAUUCACAAGGAUUUACUGCCACACAGAACUACGCCUGAACUAGUGGAGUUCUACUACCUGUGGAAGAAGACUCCAGGAGCGAACAACAACCGACCGCACAGGCGACGCCGUGCAGGUUCAUUACGUCGACGCAACACGCGUACCAACAGUAAUGCUAGCAGCAACAACACACCACCAAACAGUAACAAAAAGGAAGCAACACCGGAACCGGCCGUAACGGAAUCGUCGCGGCCAUCACCGAUCUCCAAGGAGGAGAACAGUUCCGUCACCGAGGACGAUAUCAGCGAGUGCGACUCGGAUUCGAGUGCCACCAAGGCCAUCAAGGAAAGUGCCGCAGCAGCUGUAGCAGCAGCAACAGCAUCCACGGCAUCAGCAAUAGCUGGUACCGUCGUAGCGACACUAACAACCACAACCAGCACAACGACGGCUUCAGCGGGAGCACCGGUCACGGCUACGGCAACGCCAGCAGUAGCCACAGCAGCAGUUGCAACGGCAGCAGCAACCACAGGAAACGGCGGAGGAGGAGGAGGGGGAGGGGGAGGAGAAACGGGUGAGGAUUCUCCUUCGAGGAUGAGAACUCGCCAGAAACCGACGGCGAAAGAGCAGCAACAGCAACAGCAGGCCAACGCCCAGAACAAUACCAACAAUACCAGCGGCAAACGUCCCAAGCGGGGUGGAACGGAAACACCGGACACAACGCCGAUCGACAGUCCCAAGACGCCGAGUAAAAAGGACGAAUCGACUGGGAAGGGACAGAAGACGAAAAGCAAAACGGACACACCCAACAAGGGCAAGAAGCGGGCCAAUGAGCUGGAUCCGGACGGCAGUGACGACAAGGAUGGACAGAAACGGAAACGAUCGGAUAGCCCCACGGAAAGUAUUACCACGGAUAGCCGACCUGGAUCGGUGUUGGACGAAGCAGAAUCGAACAGUGAGGCCGCUACCGAAGUCAGUAUCAAUGUUAGUGCAGCGGCAGCAACUCCAACGGCACCAUCGGCCAAGGAGGAGGAAAAGGAUCCCCUCUCGCUUGGGCCUACUGCAGAACCGAUGGUCACGGAAUCGCCGGAAAGUAGCAAUCCGGCAACGGCUGUCACCAAAACCGGCGACGAGAAGGAAGAGGAUGGAACAGUUGUUGCCGCACCGGCUUCGGUUACGGCAGCCCUUCCGACCGCAGCCGAUACUGCCAAACUUCCCGAAACGGAAGACAUCACUCCACCUUCGACGGCGACGACAACUCCGGUAGCAACACCUGCUCCCGCCCCAGUGCCAACGCCGGAAGAAGCCAUGGCUGCCGUUCCUACUACCUUGGCGGAAGAACCACCGGAGAAGGCCGCCGAAGGCUCUCCUACGGUACCUCCUCCACCAGUUCUCCCAUCCCAACAAGAGUCUAGUGCGGCUCCACUCGCUGCCAGUGCCGUUCCACUACCAGGACAAGCUCCUAACGAACAGGAGAUGCUCUCUAAACUUGCCAACAUGAAGCAAGAACUUAAUCCUCAUAGUAUAGCACCGCCCACCGAGUUCAACGCAAAGGAUGUGUUCAUCAAAAAGGAACCGGGAGAGGAGCCGUCCGAAAGUCAGCCGCCAAUUAACGAACAACCUCAAGAUCUCAAACUAAAGAUUGAAAUAAAAUCUGAGGCCAAGCUUAUGAGGGAAACCGGCACACCCGGACAAGGUGACGCUCCUCCGGAGAACAAGUAUGAUCCAGAAAAUUUGACCAUGAAACCUGCCUACGAAAGCCAUAUCAAAUAUGGACAUAGCGAUGAUGGUCUCAAGUAUGGUGAUAUGAAAUAUCCACCACAGCCACAGGAUGGUCCAAUGAAAUAUGGACAGGAGGAACCACUCGAGUACGACAUGAAACGGUUUAUGGAACCUGGCAAAUAUCCCCCGCAGGACAGUGCCCUGUCGAUGAAGAUUGGUCCACCUGGUGCACCGGGAGGUCCUUCCGAUGGGCAACUUCCGAAAGGUUAUCCGCAGGAUCUGGCAGGACUUAACAUGAAGUACACACCACCGGAUGAACGUCCCAAGUUUGCCCCCUCUCCUGCCUCGGAUAGUGGUAGUGCUGGAACGCCAACCGGCUUGCCUCUCAUACCAAAGAGCCACUAUCCGGAUCAGUUGAGUAUGCUUCGUCAGCCGUACGAUCCGAGCGGCAUGAUGAAAUUCGAUCCGAUGGGUAAAUAUCAGGGUCCACAUCCUCCGUACGGACCACCGGGAAGUCAACCUCCAUCACAGCAAGGUCCGCCAGGUCCACCACCAACGUCGCAACAGCAGCAACCUCAGGACUUGAAAUAUCUUCCACCGGAAUCGAUGUCAGGUAUGAAGACCAGCUUUUCAGCGGACAAUCUAAUGAAAAGUUCAACAUACUCGCCACUUGCUGACCAAUCUCCAUUGGAUGUUUCAGCGUCUUCUCGUUUAGCAAUCACUCCGAAUCAAGACAGCCAGGGUAGCAACAGCAACAAUAGCAGUUCACAACCACCAAUGCACGGAAGCAUCGCAUCACCACAGUCCGGCCAUCCUGGAAUGCCCCCAUCUGGGUAUUCCGGUCAUCCGGGCAUUGUGAAUCCUGGAUUAAUGCCAGGAUCACAUCCGUCGCUAAUGGGAUCAAAUUCAUCGCCGGUGCCAGUGUCUCAAUCGGGCCACGCACCUCCUAUGCAGCAAGUUGGUUCCGGACCUCAUCAACCUCCUCCUUCAUCGCACCCUUCGCAGGGAUCGCAACCACCAUCGGGACCACCGCAUCAGCAACAGCCACCUCACAUGUUACCAAAUACAAGUUUACCAUCGCACAUGCCAAGCAGUCCAUAUCUGUCAUCUGCCCACCGUCAACCACCACAGCAAUCGGAAGGCUCCCGACUUCAACCGAGCACUACGCCAACAUCCAGCUCGGCAACAACACCAACCUCCACAGCUCCUGGCAUGAAUUCUCAAUCUCCUGCACCGAUGCGUCCCUCCGACCAACCACAUCCUCGGGAUCUUCCACCAACGAGGGCUUCUCCUAUCAACUCUCUCCUUCAGGGAGUACCAACACCUCACGGGAUGCUCACGCAUCCUCUUCCAUUACAUUUGGGUCAUCCUGCGAUGCAACUACCACCUCAUCAUCCGGCUCAUUUAGCUGGACCAUUGGGCCAUGCUGGUCUCCUACCUCAUUCACUAGGUGGACCAGCAGGUGCUCUUCCACUCCUCGGUGGCCCAACGCCAUCCGCCCUCGGUAGUUUAAUGGAAGUGGCAGGUGCAGGACGUAGGUCUCCUUCAGUAUCCAAUAAUCCUCCAGGACACCAUCCUCCGACGUCGCUUCAUCAGCCAAGUCCUUUGGCGCAAUCACCGUCAACCCCAACAGCUCCAUCCAGUCUGAGUCGGUCCAGUCCCAGUGUACAACAACAACCGCCAUCUGGUCCCGGUGGAUUCCCAUCAUCCCAUCACCAUCGGUCCAGUUCACCUGCCAAUUCAACUAGUUCCAGCCUCAGUCGAGCAAGUCCGAUGCAUCUAAGUCACCACUCUUCGAACCCUUCGGCAGCGGCAGCUAAUGCGGCAUCAAUCGAACGGGAUCGUCAAAUAAUGCGCCAACAAUCACCACAUAUGACUCCUCCUCCACCAUCCUCAUCGUCCUCCUCACUCAUAUCUAGCCCGCUAAGUAAAAUGUACAGUCAAGCCGGUCAACGGUCGCCACCUCCAAGUCAUCCGUUCCGACCUGGUGCGUCACCUCCCGUAAUUCGACAUCCACAAAUGCCACUGCCACUCCCCAUGACCGGACCAAUCCCAGGAAUGCCUGGAUCAGUGAUGCAUCCCUCGCAACCGUACCCACUCGUUCACCCCUCUCUGUUCAGUCCGCAUCAUCACAAUCCCUUCUACGCGCCGUAUCCUUACGGAGCUGCCUAUGGUCCCGGGUUUUCGUACAUGAAGCCUGCAGGGUCUCCAUUGGACAAUCCAAUGCUACAUCCGGGUCAUCCUACAAGCAUUCCUCCGCCACGGCCCGAAGAUUCGCAGAUCCACGGCAACGCUGGUGAUAAGAGCAAAUCCGGAUCGAAACCACCCCAAAAUUCGUCUUCGUCGUCCUCGUCGCUCUCUGGGUCAGGUUCUAAACCUGGUUCCGCUCCCGGAGGUCCCAACAACAGUAACAAUAGCCAAAGCAGUAGUGGUCCCUCCGGGGGACCAUCUCCCGGUGGUGCAGGUCCUCCUGGUAGUGGGCCACUUAGUGGGAGUCCCUUCCAGGGAGCACCUCACCAUCCGUCGCCGUACCCGCCUGGACCACACAAUCCCUUCAUCGAGAACCAGCUGCAGGUCAGUGGUAAAACGAGCCACAUGGAUGCCUUGCGGGCGCACGCGCACGCAGCAGCCGGUGGUGUAGGCUUGGGACCUCCUCCGGGUCAUCCUGGGCACCAUCCGGGACACGGGCCCCCACCGGGCGGCCAUCACGGACCUCCACAUCACCCGCACCCGAACGAACCGGUCCACAUUGAAACGUUGGACAUCGAUCCGGAUCCGGAGCCACCUUCGCCGGUGCACGACAUGAAUCGGGGGCCGAGUCCGGAGGCGAAACCGGACGACACCGAGUGCCAUCGGUCGCAGUCUGCGAUAUUUGUUCGUCGAUGCGAUCGUGGUGACUACAACUCCUGCUGUCGAACGGAUCUGGAGUUCAAACCAACGCCCGACUCCAAGCUGGCUCGGAAACGAGAGGAUCGCGACCGAAAGCUGGCGGAAAAGGAACGGGAACGGAAAGCCCAGCAAGCUCAACAGCAGCAGCAGCAACAACAGCAAGCCGCUCAAGCACAACAGCAUCAGCACCAGCAGCAACAGGCAGCAGCGGCGGCGGCCGCAGCAGCACAAGCAGCGCAACAGCAUGGGAAACCUCCUGGUGGACCGGGGCCACUUGGUCCCGGUGGUCCCAUGCCGGGUCAUCCUGGUCAUCCGAGCCAUCCUGGGCAGCAACCUCCAUCGAUGAAGCCGGACAUUAAACCCUACCCGGACACGCCGGCACUGCGGCAGCUGUCGGAAUAUGCCCGGCCUCACGUCGGUUUCAGUCCUGUGGAAACGAUGGUCCCUCCGCCAUAUCAUCCACUUUUCAAUAGAGAAAGGGAGUUUGAUGAGCUGAAAAAUCAACAAGCGGCAGCUGCUGCGGCGGCCAUGGGCCAAUCACGACUGGAACCGCACUGGAUGGAGUACUACCGGAGAGGGAUGCAUCCGUCGCAGUUUCCGGCACUGUAUGGCAACCCCUCUGCCUUAGCGCAUCUCGAACGAGAGCGGAUAGUAUCAGGCCUGCCGCCACAUCUAAUUGGGCUGGAUCCGGCCGAUCCACUGUUGCGCUUGGCUGGUGAAUACCACGCUCACUCCCAUACGCACCUGCAUUUGCACUCGCAACAGCAGCAAGACACGGCGGCGGCAGCGGCAGCGGCCGGUUUCCAACUACCACCUGCCAAUGUACCAUAUCCGAGGCCGAAUGUGCUGAUGCCGAGGGAUCCCCACUCGGAGGUCCUGUUGCGCAUGUCGUACGAUCCCUUGCAGCAGGCCGCUGAGUUCCAACGGCAAAACGCGUUAGACCGUGCCCACUCGCUGCAUGAGCAGUAUCUUAGACAACACGAGCGGGAAAUGAAAGUAAGAGCACUGGAAGAAGCGGCACGUGGCGGUAAACCAAUGUAGGCGGGACAUUGCACACUAUAGACUAACUAGGACACGAAGAUGAGGAAGAUGAACAAGAAGAGGGUGAGAACAGACACAGGCUAGAAAGAAAAGGCAGCAAACUAGGUUAUGUUAGUAUGUUUUCUUUCUGCAAACGUGUGAUUGUACAUAAUUGGACGAAUGUAAUCAACCACGGACUGGGGACGAUCUCUAGCUAAAAAAAGUUAAUGCACAAGUUGAAUUUCGAUUCGGUUAGUCAUGAAAAAUAUUUAUUCAAAGAACUGGCAUCACUGGAUACUUUGUUGCUGUGCUAAGAUUAUCUAUUGGAGAAUAUUGUCAAUAAUAAGGUAAUAUUUCAGUUCACAUCAGGGGGUAGCCAAAUUCCUUGACAUUCGCGAUGAUAUUGGAAAGCAGUCUAAUCGGCAUAGUGGGUAGCGGUUGCGCCAAAGUUGGUCGUAAAACAUUCAUUGCAAAAUUGGUUCAAAUCGAGUCUGCCAUGCUUUUCGGGGCACCAAUGAUCUAGAAGUGAGCUGGCUUGGAAACAUGGUUACAACACAAAGCAGUUUCAAAAAAGUGUUACACAACAUGCACCCAGACCCACUGUGCUGUGCACUGUUACACUGAAUAGGAAAAUGAAUCUAAAUCAAAGAAAAAGCAAACAUAAUUUGCAGCAUGUGAUGUUUCUCUACCGCAAACGUCAUUGCAGGUACGAACACAAACAUAUUUGACAACCAUAAGUUGGACAAAGUACACAUAAAUCAUUUGUAUGACUGUAUAAAGUAAACAAACGGUAGAUAGUAAGUAGAUUCGUAUAUAUUUUAUAUUUAUGAUAAAAUUUAAGACGGAAAUAGUCUUUCUGCGAGGAUUGUGUCGAUUUCAUAUUGACCCAAUUUCAUCUCGCUAGAGUGGACUGUUGCCACUCAACUUCAAUCCACAAGAAAUAAGAAUGUUAAGCAAACCCUGCCCUAGGCUUAAAAGCGCACUAUUCAAAACUAAAAAAAUGCUUCUAAAUUUAACACAAACAAGGUCCCAUUUUCGAAAUCUUCUAAGUGUCUAUAUUCGUAUGUCGUACAAUACAAAAGGCGAUAACAAAGCAAGUUUUAUGUAAAAAAUAUAGCGAUUUACUUUCCUAUUGCUUACGUUUAUGUUUGCGCAAGGACAAACUUUCACAAAUGAAAUUUCACUGGAAAACGAUUUUCCAACAUCCUAUAAGUAUUCAGCAGACGGACGAGCCGACACUCAAAAACGUCGCUUUUGUGCUGAUCACGUGGAGCUCUUGCUCGAAGAUUGGUACUUACCAGAAAAUGCUACCUUAGUUAACCACUUAAUACAAACAACCAUUCAAUUGCAUUUUGAGUUACGACGAAAAAGAUAUGAAAAGUUAAAACUUAGCUAAAACACUGAUAUAGAGGUUUGAUUGUUUAACAUAUUUGAUAAAUGUCAGUUAAGAAAUAAAAAAGCAGAAAUUUUAAACAAAAACUAGUUGCCUGUGAGCUCUGUUGUUUUGAGUUCUAACUUAUUGACAUUUUCUACCGACUAUAUUUACGUACGCAGACACGAACAAAAGUGGGAGAGCCGGCAACACUGUUGUAACAGAUGAAUUGUAAAUUUGGUAACAGAAAAACAACUAUAGUUCCGACGAGGAGUGAAACCUUUUUCAGACAGAGCCAGCUUCUCGUCGUGAACCGUAAGGCAAAGCAACAGCCAAUAUGUAAAAACAACGUGUACAACUUAAGUGACAAGUAUGGAUGUGAUCCCCAUUAAACAUUUGACAGUUCAACAGCCGACUGAAUUGAUUGAAAAAUCGGUCGAUUGUUGCACCGACGCUUAUGGAAGAUUAACACAGGGAUCAACCGAAUAUCACCCGACUCAAUAGGGUGGGCCGACGCAAUCCUACUAAAUAGGUGGAUAAAUCGGUAUUUUAAGUAAAAUCCAAGCAAGUUGACCUACAAAACAUCAGAUUUCCUCGGUCACCCGAUUUAAUCUAGCGAUUGAUCAGUUGAUAGCUGUGUUAAACUUCCAUAAGCGUCGGUGCAACAAUCGACCAAUUUUUCAACCAAUUUAGUCGGCUGUUGAACUGUCAAAUGUUUAAUGGGGAUACUUGUUAACUUGACAGAUAAUCAGUUUGUAAAGGCCAUGCUAUUCAACUAUCUGAUAAACUAGCAUACUCUUUUUCUAUAACGGAAAUGGUUAUGCUUUACAUUAACUUUUUCUCACCCGACGCGAGCUUCAAUUUCGUUUUUUUGAAAAUAUCACCUGCAGAUCAAAUCUGUAGCAUUUUAAGGGUUUUAUGACGAAACUUUGUGAAAUGCAUUUUCCCUCCUUUUCUAUCAAUCUAACGGUAUGUUUUUCUGCCUUUCUUCUUUGGUAAAAUUUCUAUAUGUCUUCAAAACGUUGAGGUAUUUCCUUCCAUUGAGGCAAAACAUACUCAACUUCUUUGAAACAAAUUUCAUUCACCGUUGAGGUAUUUUCCUUCAAUGAGACGAGACUUCUCGUCUUUGGUCGGGUCUGAUCCGAUCAGAUGUUAUCCUUCAGAUAUUCAAACACUUCAUAGUUUCCCUUUAAAGAUGAUAUUACACAUUCUACCGUCUGACUGGUUUUUUGUAGUUUGAUACUUGACCACUUGACAGGUUGAACACGAAUCAUCAGUCUGAAUAGCAUGGUCUUCUCAGUGAUCUGCCAAAACUGCCACAAUGCACAUAACUGAACCGGCAGCAACAGAAAACAGUCGAAAUAUGAACGACAUCGUUCAAGCAAAAGUGAGAGAUUGCAAAAACAGGAACAAAAAAAUGAGAGUACAGUAUAAAUAAACAGAAUGGUAUAUUAUUGAUCGAUAAGUAUAUCUCGACAGCAGCAAAACAAAAGUAAACAAUUAUUUAGUGAAUAAAGGGAUAAAUACAGAAUCAUUGAUCUUAUAUUAAAGCAAACAAAUAUUUAAUUAUGUAUUAGUAAUUCUAUUGACAAAAAGUAUAAUAAUGGAAAAGAAUCAACACA
Molecule: messenger RNA, 11088 nt
Organism: Aedes aegypti (yellow fever mosquito)
Lineage: Eukaryota; Metazoa; Arthropoda; Insecta; Diptera; Culicidae
Gene: Gug
Product: arginine-glutamic acid dipeptide repeats protein
Exons: 17
Coding region: 2053-8115 (2020 amino acids)
Cellular component (GO): nucleus
Molecular function (GO): transcription corepressor activity
Source: RefSeq, a predicted model, not a curated record